AUGUUUUUAUCUAUUGUUUCGUCUCUAUUUUUGAGUGGAGUCAGUGCAGAGUUAGUCCUUUUGUUGGCCGUUUGGAGACACGGAGAUCGAGCUCCUGAGCGACUUCCCUAUCCGAAUGACAAAAAUGGAGAGGAAGCGUGGCCACGCGGAUGGGAACAACUCACAAAUUUGGGCAUUUCGCAAGGCUUCGAAUUGGGCACAUUCCUUCGGAAACGUUAUGCUGGACAGCUAUUCGCGAGAGAUUUUAAUAGGAAAGAGGUGUUUGUGCAAUCGUCGGACUCGGAACGAGCAAUGGAGACUGGGCAAGCGGUGAUGGCCGGGCUCUUUCCGGCUGAGGGGAAUCGAGUGUGGAAUGCUAGUACUGAAUGGCAACCCACUCCAAUGCAUACAAAUGGAAAAGGAAGAGAAGAUCCGCUUCUUAAACCGACUGGUGUCUUUUGCCCAAACUAUGAAGCGAUUCGAAAACGAGAUUUUCAUCGAUUGGAAAUGAGAAUGGACAAAAAGUAUGGCGGGCUUUUCGAUUGGUUGAGUGCGGAAACUGGGAUGAAUGUAUCGUUUGCGAAUGUCAAGAAGUUGUAUGAUGUGGAUAAAGAGGUUGAGGAG
Messenger RNA from Mesorhabditis belari, 603 nucleotides. The record is from the annotation of a GenBank genome assembly. NCBI's taxonomy places the organism in Eukaryota, Metazoa, Nematoda, Chromadorea, Rhabditida, Rhabditidae.